AUGGGUCGGGGAAUAGCAGAGGAAGCGCUAGUCCUUCUUCGUAGAAGACUAUGUGAUCUCAAUUUCAUCUUCUCCCUCUUCUCCGAUUCUCCCGACAACAACUACAGUAAGUUGAAAUUUAUCGUAUCAAAUUCGGUAAUUGAGGCUGUAACAAUUCGAUACUGCUUCAGGGUCCUCGAGGAUGCAGAAAAAUUGCGGUUGAAGAUCUUCAAUGGUCAGUUUGAAGAGCUUCAUCAAAGACAAUCUCAGUGGACCGUUCCUGACAUAGAGCUUAGAGAGUCUAUCAGACUGGCAGUUGUUGAAGUCUUGUUGCCUGUAUACAGAUCUUUCAUUAAAUGUUUUGGUUACAAGGCACUUGUUGAGAAUGGGAAGAAUCCCAUUAAGUACAUAAGGUCCUCUCACAGAGGAGGAUGCUAUUGUAGAUAUAAUGGGACGACAUUAUCAAUUCGUAUCUUCAAUUCAGUCUCGUCUAAAGCAAUGGAUGAUCCAUUUGUGGUUCUAGAAACUACAUCAACUCCUAUCACAUCACCCCCAAGUGUUUUUAUUGAUCCAUUGGAAACAGUUCACAAGAUGAAUGAAGAAAACUUCACGGAAAUAAAUAGGAGAACAAAAAGACGAUAUCUUAAACAUUUUCAUCAUGGAAUGCUUGAAAUCAGAAAAAGACGAUAUGUUAAGUUGUACAAGUUGAAACUGGAAUGUCUACGAAAAGAGCAGCCUCUGGAAGAUGAAAUUGUUUUGGAGUUGGACCAAAUAGAGAAAGUAUCUGAUAUAGAAGAUACCUUGGGUUACAGGUCUGCUGCUGAACAUGAGCUUCAGGUAUGA
Messenger RNA from Lactuca saligna, 822 nucleotides. The record is from the annotation of a GenBank genome assembly. NCBI's taxonomy places the organism in Eukaryota, Viridiplantae, Streptophyta, Magnoliopsida, Asterales, Asteraceae.